GAAAGAAGUUUAGAAAUUGUAGUGCAUGAGUGUAAAGUUAUUCACAAGGUCUCAUGACGCAGAAUAAAAGAGAAGAGUUGGUACUGAAGUGAAAUGGCUGUACAACUACCGGUACCAUGAGUCACCUACUCAGUUUCCCUACUGUUCACGUUGUAUGUGAAAAAAAUUCUGUCUAGCUUCUGCUUUCUAAGAAAAAUCAGAUGCGAUAACCAAAAUAUAUCUGGAAUGCCAAACGGUGAAAAUAAUAACCAUGAAAAUAACCACAAAAAUUAGAAAGAAAGAGAAGUGUGUCUCAAAGCCUCCUCUGUUUCCUGAUCUCUUAACAAAAAAAGUUCCAUACUUGAAUACUUGAAAGUGGGUUUAAGUAUAGUCUGGUAAAGUUAACUUUUCCGUUUUUAUGGCUUUAGAAAGCAGAAACUCGAAUUCGCAAGCUUACGUAUGAUUCAGACAAGAUAUUCAAGACGCGGAAAAAAACGAAGGACAAGGCUAAUGUUUUUACAUCAGUAGUCCUCCCAACAAUCCCAUUUUGACACUAGACUGGUUCCGGAUUCAGAAUAUCAGAAUCAGAACGUCGAUUGCUCCUCGAACUGUGUGAGUCAGUAUAUAUCGUUAUAAUCUGUGAACAAUGUUUUCUCAUUUGGAAAACCGCGUGUGGCGAGAGGUUGCAUUUUGAAAGAGCUACGUAUUGACACACACUGUAUUGAUGUUCAACAACUAGCUUUGGUUUAGUGCACAUUAUUUGUGCAGUUUACACCUGUAGGCUGUAGCAGCCGUAUUUAGGAGGCAGGGCAAACAAAGGUGAAACAAAAGAAGAACACAUUAUUGGAAGAUUCGGGGAAUAUUCGUUUUAUCACGUCGUUUAUACGUGUCUAGCACUGGGUUUUGAAAGAAAUGUCCCAAAGGGACAGAAGGGAAACAAGCUUUGACCGUGAUUCCAGCAGUGACACUGAAGACUACCUAGAUUCUGGUGAUCAAAGACGCAGGGUUUUCAAAAACGGCUCUCAAGCUAAGCCUAAGCCUUGCCUAGUUCAGCGUCCUGGAUCAGCAGGUAGCACUGAAUCAUACCACCAACACCCAAUUGCUAAGCCUCAGCCUAAUAUGGGAGCCAAAAACAACAGGCAAAGGGGAAAUUUUGCAUUUGUUAGCAAUUCAAGGGCUUCAGGAGCAAUCUCGGCUGGAGGAGAUUCUGAACAUGGAAUGUCAGUUGACCGUUGCCAAGGUUAUAAUCGAAGGGAAAUGAAAGAUGGGAGAAGCAUGACAGCAGGAUCCGUCAUGAGGGACGAACGAUUGACCCUGGUGGUUGAUAACACGCGCUUCGUCGUCGACCCACAACUUUUUGCAGCACACCCCAACACGAUGCUCGGUCGCAUGUUUACCUCUGGCGUAGAGUGGGCUCGACCAAACGAACGUGGUGAAUACGAUGUGGCUGAUGGAAUCUCUGCCACUGUUUUUCGUGCCAUCUUGGACUAUUACAGAACGGGUCUCAUACAAUGCCCACCAUCCGUAUCUGUUCAAGAACUCCGCGAGGCCUGUGAUUAUCUUCUGUUGCCUUUCGACGCCCACACAGUAAAAUGCAAAAAUCUUCGUGGUUUGUUACAUGAACUGAGCAAUGAAGGAGCUAGGGCGCAAUUUGAAUCUUUUCUUGAGGAAUUAAUCCUUCCUGUCAUGGUAAAUUCCGCUCAACGUGGAGACCGUGAGUGCCAUUUGGUUGUGCUUUUGGACGAUGACGUGGUUGACUGGGACGAAGAGUACCCACCUCAAAUGGGAGAAGAAUAUGCCCAAACCGUCUUCAGCACAUCCAUGUAUCGAUUUUUCAAGUACAUUGAGAACCGUGACGUAGCCAAACAGGUCUUAAAGGAGCGUGGCCUUAAGAAGAUACGGUUAGGAAUCGAAGGUUAUCCUACGUACAAGGAAAAAGUGCGUAAGCGACCCGGUGGCCGAGCUGAGGUCAUCUACAAUUACGUUCAGCGGCCUUUUAUUCACAUGUCCUGGGAAAAAGAAGAAGCCAAGAGUCGACAUGUCGAUUUUCAAUGCGUUAAAUCAAAGUCGGUGACCAAUUUAGCGGAAGCAGCCGCCGAUCCCGCAUUGGACGCGGCUGGUAAUCCCCUUCUGCCUUUUCCAAUACCUUUGGGACACGCCCCUACAACGGAGGGUCCCCUUGGUCCGGUUUUAGUGGGCCACAUUAUCGAGAAUGGGCUCCUCCACAAUGGUCCACCCAUAAUUGAUGUGGAAGCCAUCGAAGCAGGCCUGGAAUUUGAAGAAGGAGCCGUUGGUGGCAUCGACUUGAACAUGGUCCGUCCUUUGCAGUCGAUGUCGCUUAAUGAGCCCUAUCCCCAGGGUCCAAUUUCUGGAGCUGGACAGAGUGACGAUCCCUGAAAGGGACAAAAACCAGUUCGUGGCACCACCACUAAUUAUAAAUCAGCAAAGCUCCUUUUCAAUUAAGCUUGCUCUUGCUUUUAUAGGCCUCCUUUGGUACGCUAUGGUAGUCUGUGACGUCCACCAAAACACACACAUACAUUUUUACACGUAUCUGCCUAAUAUCUUUUUUUCCUUUUUUUUUUUUAAUAUUGCGCAUUUGUUCGUGAUGGCCAUUAACGGAAUAGCUCGCCUCUAUUCUUUCGGAUAUUCCCCCCAGAAGUUUUUUUUUUUUUUUUUAAAUAAAAAUAUUCUUUCAUAAAUCAAUUAUAGAGGUGUGGUGUGUUAUUGUAUUAUCAAAUCCUAAUUGCUAACAUGUCUUUAUUGUGGCCCUCAGGUGUAAUUUAUUCCUUGCCACUUCACAGGUUCGCAUGAGCAACAACCAAGCACACUUUUCCCAGCACUUUUUCAGUCCUCCUUCUCUCAUGUGUGUGCCAGUUUAUGUGUGUGUAUUAUGUACAUGUAACAUUCAAUAUACUGCAGACAUUUCAGAAAGCAGGGGGAGGAGGAAUGCCGAACACGGGUCACCUACGAGCAAGACCUCGUUUAAGUGCCCUCGUUUAGGUUCUAUUUGCAGUGAACGACCUUCAGUCUGCAAACCAGAUCGGCAAGAUGAUGACGGCAUGUUCAUUCAACGGAUCAUUCGACCUUCGGCUCCAUCCCCUGUCACCCUCUAGCACCCGAACUAUCAUCACUCGGAUUACGAUGACGCACUCACACACGCGCAUUCGUCUCUCAUAAAAUGAGACUCUUUCUCUAGUGGUUCGAUCCCACGUACUGGAAUGAUGUCCGGCUUCACACCACUCGACCAUUUCCUUCUUUGAAAAAGUAAAGAAAAAAUGAGAUAACAACCGAUUGAGGCAACAGCCUUGGAUAUGCUUCUCGACUUAACAAUGAACGUAUGGGAAUUGACGGACAAGAUUUUCCGGCUGCAGCACGGCCCAAUCAAUAUUUCGCUCGGAGCCUUUAGAGCCAUAAAUUUGUGGUUAAUAUACAUCCAGGGACCUUGGACGAGGAAAGAAUAGGAAAAAGCAAGAAAUGCGAAAAAAAAAAGUGAAAAGGGGAUUGGUGAAGAGAAAAUAGAGAAUGGGAUCCAGAUAAAAGGAGGGACCAAAAGAAAAGAUAAUGAGUGUGCGCUGUUUUUCAGAGUGUAAAACCCGGAUGCGAAAAAAGAAAAAAAAUCUGAAUGGAUGCGCGAAUCUUUGCAAACGAGGAGUUGCAAGCCACCGCGGAUCGUUUCGCAUGGACCCAUCUUUGGCUAGACAACAUCUUUGGCUCUUGGUCUCAUCCGACGGGGGGGGAAAUGGGAGGGUUGCUGGAGAGAGAGUCGCUCUCGUCAUUCGGUUCGAGUUGGGUGGGAUGUGCGCAUCCCUCCGCCAAGUAGGCGCCGAUCAAUAGCGAGAACCACGGCACGUCGUAAUGUCUGUAUAGUCGGCAAAGUUUGUCUUUUCUGCCCGUCAGCUGCGAGAAUCCAGCAACUCUUGCGCAGCUUGUCCGCUUUUUCUAAGUCUUCCCCAUUUCUAUUAUCUUCUCGCUUGUCAACGGGCAGCCAUCUUUGAAAUUGAGCGUCGUCAUAAUCUUAAAAAAAAAAAAAAACAUUCCCUGGGCAGAAGGCGUCGGAAAUCUGAUUAUCGGACGGUUGUGCGUGGCCGUCAUUUCAUUUAGGCUUCAUAGUUGCUGUGUAGCCUUGACCGGGGUCUCAUCGUGACAGGCGUCGUUCUCAAUUUGUUACUAGCAGGGGAAAAAAAAGUGGUUAAUCUCUUCAUAUCACCAAGAGCUGAGGGUGCCGUGUGAGUUGGUGUGAAAACAAAUUGGUACACGUAAAUAAUAGCGCGAAUCGACAGCGUAAUAAUAGUAACAGUGUCGGGAGUAAAGUGGGCCAUUGGAACGAAGCGGGCUUGUACGGACAACAUCGAAUCAUCAUCAGCAGAACCCGUUGACAAAUAUUAUACGGGCUAAAGCUGUUGGAUGCCAUCAGAUCGCGGAGCUAUCAACUAAAGGAAUACAGACACGAAACUGGCAGAAAGAGGCGCGUGAUUUUGGGGUAAG
This is a messenger RNA of Daphnia magna, 4464 nucleotides long. It is a transcript of the gene mri, whose product is annotated as BTB/POZ domain-containing protein 10. Bases 892 to 2376 code for a protein of 494 amino acids. Gene Ontology annotation, cellular component: cytoplasm. Gene Ontology annotation, biological process: positive regulation of phosphorylation. The transcript is spliced from 11 exons. Lineage: Eukaryota; Metazoa; Arthropoda; Branchiopoda; Diplostraca; Daphniidae. Gene Ontology annotation, molecular function: protein binding. The record is from RefSeq and is a predicted model, not a curated record.